AUGAGGGCAUUGAUAUACAAUAUUCGUGGUUUCGGCGAGCAAGGGUGUCGAACACAACUAAAGUCUUGCAUCCGAGGGGAAAGGGUUGAUAUCAUAGGGCUCCAAGAGACGAUCAAGAUGGAGUUCUCGGCAGCGGAGCUGAGGAGCCUUGGAUUUGCGGGUCAGUUUGCAUGGAACUGGCUGCCGGCGGAGGGGCAUUCAGGGGGUAUGCUCCUAGGGUUCUGUGAUGACUGUUUCGAGGUUGGCGCUUGGAGGCAAGGGACCUUCUUUAUAUCGGUGACCGUACUACAACGGAAGAACAACAUGAAGUGGUGUUUCUUCCGAGUGUAUGGCCCCGCGGAUCACCGUCGCACGGAUGAGUUCCUGGGGGAGCUCACCCAGGCGGUGGCGGCAAGCCAAUUCCCGGUGGUCAUCGGGGGUGACUUCAAUAUCAUCCGGACGGCUGAUGAGAAAAACAAUAAUAACAUCAACUGGUCGCGGGUGAGACAGUUUAACAAGGCUAUUGCUCCAAUGGCCUUACGGGAGCUGCAGUGGAUAGGGGCACGCUUCACCUGGACCAACAAGCAUCUUCAGCUGACAUGA
Molecule: messenger RNA, 582 nt
Organism: Lolium perenne
Lineage: Eukaryota; Viridiplantae; Streptophyta; Magnoliopsida; Poales; Poaceae
Molecular function (GO): catalytic activity
Source: RefSeq, a predicted model, not a curated record